Saprolegnia parasitica CBS 223.65 is the source of this 1470-nucleotide messenger RNA. RefSeq lists its product as hypothetical. The record is from RefSeq and is a predicted model, not a curated record. The transcript has a single exon. Lineage: Eukaryota; Oomycota; Saprolegniomycetes; Saprolegniales; Saprolegniaceae. The coding region runs from base 40 to 1470 and encodes 476 amino acids.
CCAAGAGGCCAUUCGACACCUUGGUUGGCUGGGAGAAUCAUGGCGCCGGUACCGAACCCGCGCAAGCCGACGACCAAGAUCCCGGCGGCGACGAAGCUCGAGAUCCUCGAGCGUCACAGCAGCGGCGAGCGCGUGCGCGACCUCGCUCUCGAGUACGGCGUGCACCACACGUCGAUCGUCUCGUGGGCAGCGCGCAUCGACAAGAUCCGAGCCAUCGCUGCCCGCGGGCCGCCUGCCAAGACGGCCUUUGUGCCCAUCACGAUCGCCACCAAGGUCGACGCCAUUGCGCGCAUACAGCGGGGCGAGCGCAUCCUCGCCGUGGCACACUCGAUCAGCGCGACCUCGAGCGCAGUCAAGUCGUGGGUCCGCGACGCGCCCCGGAUCCGAGCUGUCGCCACGGCCGCCGGCCUCGACGUAGCGCUCUCGCAGCCAAGCAAUGCGUUUGCGACAACUCGGCCAAUGAAGCGCGCCCGCUACGACGAGGUCGAGACAAAGGCGGACCGGUCGCUGGCGUCCUUCUACAACGAUGGCCAUGCGGCGUCUGCGAUGGACGAAACAGACGCAAACAUCAAGGACGUGGUCAGCGCCCCGUCUGCGCCCUUGUCGCCUGCGUGGGACUCGUCGCCGCCCUCGGCGCUGCAGCGAUCCCAGCGAUCGGUUGGCGCCAACGACCUCAUGACUGCAUACAACGACCACACGUUUGACGAAGCAAGCAUCAAAACCGAUUCCUUUUUGGACACUCGCGUGCUGGACGCCGACGAUGUCGACGACGACGACGACGACGAAAAGGCGACGGUCGGUGCGCACUCGCACGCGCGCCGGCACCACUGGAUCGCGUACAAGGCCGCGCAACGCCGGUGCGACUGCCCGCGCUGUGUCUAUGCGCGCUUUGAUCCGCACCGCGUCGCAGCGCCAGCGACCUACGCGUGCAAAUCCCGCGGCUGCGACGAGGCCUUUUCCACGCAAGGCGCGCUCGUGGCCCACCAGCUCACGGUCCAUCGCAGCAGCGUGUACCCGAUCUCGAAGCGGUCGCACAUGGACUGUCUCGAGACGCAGCAAGAGUGCAAGGCGGCGCCGCCACCGACCGUCUACAUUUUUUUGCAGUACGACCACCCCACACUUCCGCCGAUCCAGAACGUCGAUGUCAUGGCCGAGCACUGGCGCGUCAAGGCGCGCUGCGGCGGGAUCCAAACUCUCCGGCCGCACGAGAUCCGCCCGCGAAAGCGCAGCCGCCAAGUCGGCGUCGCCCGCACGGCCAAGAUGGAGCACGCGCUCUACAACGUGUUUCUCGAGGCGUGCAGCCGGUGGCAGUGGGGCGGCCACGACGAGCGCCAAGCGCAGUUUGAGGAAGCGUACGCUUUUUACGCGCGGUGCGUCGUCACCAAGCACCACACACCGACCAACGCACCGUCGUUCAACCUCGUGGGCCAAGGGCGCAACUGGCUACGAUCUGCCAACGACUUAUUUUAA